UAUAAAAGAACCCCCCUAGGCUUAAACUAAAGCAAGCUUUUGCUACAUACAAAGAUGAACAAAUCACCACACGUUCUACUCUUCCCCUUCCCUGCACAAGGCCAUAUAAACCCUCUCAUCCAGUUUGGUAAACGCCUAGUCUCCAAAGGUGUCAAAACAACACUAGUUACUACCAUCUACCUCAACUCUACCCUCUCCCACAAAAACAGCACCACCUCCAUUGAGAUCGAACCCAUUUCCGAUGGUUUCGAUGAAGGCGGUUACGCGAGUGCAGAUAGCCCCGAAUCCUACCUCAAAGUGUUCAAAGAAGUUGGCUCCAAAUCACUAGGUGAUCUUAUCAAGAAGCUUCAAAAAGAAGGAAACAAUAUUGAUGCAAUCAUCUAUGAUGCCUUCAAUUCAUGGGCUUUGGAUGUGGCCAUGGAGUUUGGAAUUGAUGGUGGUUCAUUUUUCACUCAAGCUUGUAGUGUAAACAAUAUUUAUUAUCAUGUUUAUAAGGGUUUGAUUUCUUUGCCACUGCGUGUGCCGGUUUCGGUUCCGGGGUUGCCACAGCUUGAAUGGUGGGAGACGCCAUCUUUUGUGCACAAUUAUGGACCAUACCCUGGGUGGACUGGGAUUGUGUUCAAUCAGUUUGCUAAUAUUGAUCAAUCACGUUGGGUUUUCUCAAAUAGUUUCUACGAACUUGAGGCUGAGGUGAUAGAGUGGAUGAGAAAGAUGUGGAAGUUGAAAGUAAUCGGCCCAACACUUCCAUCUAUGUAUCUUGACAAACGACUAGAAGACGAUAAAGAUUACGGAUUCAAUCUCAUCAAAGCAAACAAUAAGGAAUGCAUGAAUUGGUUAGAUGAUAAACCAGAGAAAUCAGUUGUUUACGUAUCAUUCGGGAGCAUGGCACAACUUGGACUUGAACAAAUGGAAGAAAUUGCUUGUGGAUUGAGCGAUUGCAAAUUUAAUUUCUUGUGGGUUGUUAGGGCCGAAGAGGAGGAAAAACUCCCAAAAGAAUUUGCAAACCAAAAAAUAACCGGAAAGGGGUUGGUCGUGGCAUGGUGUAGACAAUUGGACGUGUUAGCACAUAAAUCAGUAGGAUGCUUUAUUACACAUUGUGGAUUUAACUCAACUCUUGAAGCAAUAAGUCUAGGAGUCCCGGUUGUUGGAAUGCCUCAAUGGACAGAUCAAAUUACGAACGCUAAGUUGCUAGAUGAAAUUUGGGAUGUUGGAGUGAGAGUUAAGGCUAAUGAGAAAGGGAUAGUGACAAGAGAAAAUCUAGUGUCGUGUAUAAUGAAGAUUAUGGAGGAUGAGAGGGGAGUUGUAACCCGAAAGAAUGCCGCAAAAUGGAGAGAAUUAGCUAAAGCAGCUGUCGAUGAAGGCGGGAGCUCUGACAAGGAUAUCGAUGAAUUUGUAUCCGAACUAUUUAAAGCAUGAAUGUGAUUUACCAUCAUGCAGAUAGGGGAUGGAGUUAUUUUAUAAAUGCUAAAUACAAGAAAGAUAGGGGAUGGAGUUAUUUUAUAAAUGCUAAAUACAAGAAAGUGUGUAAUAUUUGUAUCCAUAUUUAUUUGUAUCUAUAAAGAAAUUAAUAUGAUUUGUUCUCAGCAAA
Helianthus annuus (common sunflower) is the source of this 1588-nucleotide messenger RNA. Its product is annotated as UDP-glycosyltransferase 74G1. The coding region runs from base 55 to 1416 and encodes 453 amino acids. Gene Ontology annotation, molecular function: UDP-glycosyltransferase activity. The record is from RefSeq and is a predicted model, not a curated record. NCBI's taxonomy places the organism in Eukaryota, Viridiplantae, Streptophyta, Magnoliopsida, Asterales, Asteraceae. The transcript has 2 exons.